Girardinichthys multiradiatus is the source of this 1908-nucleotide messenger RNA. RefSeq names its product secretory phospholipase A2 receptor-like. NCBI's taxonomy places the organism in Eukaryota, Metazoa, Chordata, Actinopteri, Cyprinodontiformes, Goodeidae. The coding region runs from base 2 to 826 and encodes 274 amino acids. The transcript is spliced from 4 exons. The record is from RefSeq and is a predicted model, not a curated record.
CAUGUUAGGUCUCUUGCUCCUCUCAGAUCUGCUCAUCCUCUCCACCUGCCUCCUCCAUCAGUACCAGUUUAUUGAUCAGUCUUUAACUUGGACUGAAGCUCAGACCUACUGCAGACAGACAUACACAGACCUGGCCACCAUCGACAACUCUGAAGAACUCAAGCAACUUCUUAACACACUUUCAUCUGCUGGUCACAUGUCUGAGAUCUGGAUUGGUCUGUAUAGUAAAAUCAUCUGGAGGUGGUCUGAUGGCUUCACAGGGAGCAAGGAAGACUAUAAGAACUGGAACACUUCUGAUGAAGAGCCUGAUUUUAUUUCAGCCAAUCAGUUCUGUGUGUUAAUGGAUAAUUAUGGAAAAUGGUGGGAUAUUAACUGUAACCACAGCCACCGAUUUAUUUGUUACAAUGGAACACAACUGGGUUCUGAUUUUGUUCUUGUGAAUAAAACAAUGAUCUGGUCCAGUGCUCAGAGGUUCUGCAGAGAAAACUACAUAAACUUGGCUACUGUGAGAAACGACACAGAGAACCAGAGGGUCAGGAGCUUGUUGUCUAGUGGUUACAGCGCAUGGAUUGGUAUGUUAAGAGAUCCAAAUUUUUACUGGUCUGAUGGCAGCAGUGUCCUCUUCACCACCUGGGAUGAUGUUAGCAAUCCAAUCAGAUUCAAGCGGGUCAUAUGUGGAACUACAUCUGUCCAGAGAUCAGGACUGUGGAGGUUCAGGCCCUUUCAAAUACGAUUACAGUUUGUCUGUUACAGCAGUGCUGCUUCAGGACAGACUGACAGACAACAGAAUGAGUGGAGUCACCCUGAAGUGGAGAGAACAGCGUGAUGGAGAGGUCCUACACAAGGAGAGAAAAAGAAAACGGGCUGAGUUCUGAAAUAUAAAUCCAUACUGGAUACCAAUAUGUACUGUGAAUUUCUCGUCAGCUAUCAAAUUGAAUAACCAGCUCCAAAUGGUAACCAUAAUCUGUUAUUGAUGUUAUCAAAACUAAUUCCUACUUCUGUGAUUGUAAUAUGUACGUUGUAUAAUGUGUGAACACAAACUGUUCCUCAUUUUUCAUCUUCAGUUUCCUGGAUAGCUGUUUCUGUUGAGGCUCUGUACCAGUUUGCAUAAAACAAAUGUUCCUUGUCAUGUCUGCAGACUGACAGGUGCUUCCUUUAGUUAACAUGUUCAGGAAAGACACAACUGUAGCUUCUUUUCUUUCCUUUGCUGUUGAUUUUUUUUGGAAAUGUCUUAUGAAAUGCUCAGAAAAGGUUGUGAUAUGUUAUCUCACACAUUCUGAUCACCUCCAGCUCCACCAGAUAAAACAAAUGGUGUGCGCAGAAACAUUGUACACUCCUCUUUGAUGACUCUGAAAGAGAGCAGCUCUACUGUUGGCUGCUUUGUGGGGCAGGUAGAGGAGAAGCUGGGGAAACAACACUGUAGAAAGAGCAUAUGGAGCAGCAACACAUGCAGCAUUUACCAACACAACAAAGUUAGGGUCCAGGGAGGCAUGCAGCAGUUUUGAUCACGCUCUGGACACUGCACCUGCUACACAUAUCCUACACAUUUGUAUUCAGAGGUAAAUUCAUAACUGGGGCAGUCUUGUUGUGUCACCUCUCAAUGACCUGGACAGAGUCCCUGGACCUAUAAUUCUGGUUGUCCCAUUUCUCAGCUCAGAGGAUAAGAGGAUCUCUUUGUUCGACCUCGCUUCAAGGCUGCAUCUCCAGAGAAGCACCAGCUGUUUUCAUCUGGCACAGGUAUUGCUUUGGUGCAAUUCCUCUCUUUGGGAUUCACAACUGAAUUCAAUAACCAACUCAAAAAAACUUCUGGAUAAGCUGGAUUGUUCUGGACGAGGUACACGAAAACUAAACAAACAAAACUGGCUGGAACUUAAAGAUGAAAUUGUGAAUAAAAUCCUUGCACCUGAA